This is a messenger RNA of Silurus meridionalis, 993 nucleotides long. Its product is annotated as low affinity immunoglobulin gamma Fc region receptor II-c-like. The coding region runs from base 1 to 840 and encodes 279 amino acids. The record is from RefSeq and is a predicted model, not a curated record. Gene Ontology annotation, biological process: cell surface receptor signaling pathway. Gene Ontology annotation, molecular function: transmembrane signaling receptor activity. The transcript is spliced from 5 exons. NCBI's taxonomy places the organism in Eukaryota, Metazoa, Chordata, Actinopteri, Siluriformes, Siluridae.
AUGGAUCUCAGUAGUGAAUUUGACAUCAAACUGAAGAACUGUUCAGGGACCAGGAUGCCAAGACUGUGUCUCACCUUUAUAAUAGCCAGUUUUCUUAACAGUUCCCUAAUGGCUGACUUGCAGAUACCCACACUGACCUUGAACCCCUUAUACUCUGUGGUCCAACCUGGAGAAGUCCUUCAGUUCAGAUGUAUCACCAACCAAACGGAAACCCCUUCAGAUUUCACUUUGUAUAAAAAUAAUUCCAUUAUAAAAACUCAGUCUGCAGUGGAAAUUACUCUGACUGCUGAUGCGUCAUCUCAGGGCCUGUACAACUGUGACUACAUAUUCAGAUCCUCCCGAUCAUCCAGGAGCAACUUCAUUAACAUUACUGUGGUGAACUUGCAGCAGCCUGAUAUCUCCUUCAGAGCUGAUAAAGGAUGGUUCCAUGGACUAUGGGGCUCUCAUGGACUAGAAGUGAUAAAGGGUUAUGCCUUCUCCAUCAACUGCUUCACUAAACCCCAGUAUCCAGGAGGUUCCUUCAACUUGUUGUUCAAUGGAUUCACCAAAAAACAAACCAAUUUUAACCACUCAGCCAUCUUUCAGUUUCCUGAGGCAGAGUUUGACCAUCAGGGAAACUACAGUUGUACUUAUGAAGUUAGCGUAUCUUCACGUAACUUUACCUCCACCGCCACUGAGCUCCUGGUCAUCACUGUGAAAGCAUCCCCAGUUCCAUAUAUUGCUGUUGGACUGGCAGCAGGAUUUCUUCUCCUCCUAGUUCCAGUCAUCAUUUGCUUUGUGAAGAUGCAAAAAAGACAAAAACUUCAGGUGAAUUCUUCAAAGAAGUAUAAACGUGAGUAAAAAAAAUACAAAUGUUCAAAAAAAUAUUUUGAAACAUUCCACAUUUAGUCCCUGUUUACUGUUUACUGAUUCCAUUCAGCUACAUUGAUGUAAGUCAAGUCAGGUACUGAUGCAGCUGAGAAGGUGAGGAGGCCUGGGGUACAGUCAGCAUGA